Antechinus flavipes (yellow-footed antechinus) is the source of this 1528-nucleotide messenger RNA. RefSeq names its product CMRF35-like molecule 8. Gene Ontology annotation, molecular function: transmembrane signaling receptor activity. The transcript has 7 exons. Gene Ontology annotation, cellular component: plasma membrane. NCBI's taxonomy places the organism in Eukaryota, Metazoa, Chordata, Mammalia, Dasyuromorphia, Dasyuridae. The coding region runs from base 69 to 941 and encodes 290 amino acids. The record is from RefSeq and is a predicted model, not a curated record.
UCUGGGGCACACCAUAAAGAUUGGAGAAGUGAACUGAAGAGAAUGUAUUCUGAGCACCCAGUGGAGAAAUGAGCAAGCAAGAGAGACUCCCGCUGCUGCUGCUGUUUCCACUACCUUCAAUUCUACUAUUUCUUUGCCCAAAAGAUUGUUUAUCUCUGUCUGGCCCCAGUGAGGUGACUGGCAUUGUAGGAAAAUCCUUGAUGGUGCAGUGUUCCUAUGAAGAACAAUACAAGACUAAACAUAAAUACUGGUGCAAAAGCUCAUUUUAUUUCCUCUGUAAUAAUAAUCAAGAAUCAAGAGUUUUCAUCAGAGACAAUCGUGAAAAUCUGACAUUCACAAUCACUAUUAAAAACAUCACUGAAGCUGAUGCAGGAGAAUAUUAUUGUGCGAUUGACAAACCGUUAUUGGAUUCCACGUUCUCAGUUACUAUAAUUGUUUCUCCAGAAUCUACGGUGGUCCCAAAUAGAUAUUCAACCACAUCACCAACAAACAAAAUAACGAGCAAAAAUGAAAUAGGUGGAGAGAAGACUUCAAAAGAGAUUAAUGACAUUAUGCAACUCCCAAGAUCUGGUGUUUUUGACAAGGCUGGAGUACUGCUCUUGAUCCUGAGUCUUUUAAUUAUUUUAUUGGUGGGAGCUUUGUGUUUGACUUGGAAAAUGAGACAGAAGAAAGCUCGUGAGAAAUCCAAAGUGUUCCUGGACUCUGGUCAGCCCAUUAAUGAACUUUGUUACAAGAAUCUGAAGCUGCAGGAGAGACCCUCAAAUCAGGAUCCACUUAUCCAAAGCAACCCAGAUAUAGAACACAGCACUGUGAUUGAUGAUCAAGACCAGUCUGUUACAUAUUCCAUCUUAAAUUUUCCUCCGGACAACCAAAACAUAGCUCUGGAGACUCAGAAGUACCUAGAGGAGAAAACAGUGUAUAGUACAAUAAAGUUGACAUAGGCUGCAACCAAUUGGCCUCCUACACUGAAACCCAGCCCUUUGGAGAAAAACAUAAAUAAACUUAUAUCUAUUUUCCACAGAGCCUUAUAUAGAAAUUUUAUAUUGUAAUGGUGUCUCAGAAGUAGGUAUGUAGCACAUACUAAUAUAAUUAACUAAAAGAUUGGCUGGUAGGAGGGUGGAAAGAGGAUAAUUUUCAUCUGAAACCCAUAUAGAAAGAUAUAUGAGAAAGAAGAUCUAUCUUGGCUGGGAUUCGAAGAUCUGGGUUCAAAUUCUGUUUCUUUCUGAGUCUGAGAGAACUAAUAGAAAUUGAAUGUGGAUCAAAACACCAUUUUUACCUUUUUGUUGUUGUUGCUUGUUUGUUUGGAUUUUUUCUUUCUUUCUCAUGUUUUUCCCUUUUGAUCUGAUUUUUUUGUGUGUAGCAUGGUGAAUAUGGAAGCAUAUUUAAAAGAGUUGUACAUGUUUAACCUAUGUCAAGAUUGUUUACUCUCAAGGAGGAAGAGAGAAGUUUGGAAUGUGUUUUGCAGGUGUGGAUGUUGAGGUCCAUUUUUGUACAUAUUAGGAAAAAUAAAAUACUAUAAUCAAAAAAA